Morus notabilis is the source of this 1523-nucleotide messenger RNA. Its product is annotated as patatin-like protein 2. Lineage: Eukaryota; Viridiplantae; Streptophyta; Magnoliopsida; Rosales; Moraceae. Gene Ontology annotation, molecular function: glycerophospholipase activity; monoacylglycerol lipase activity. The transcript is spliced from 8 exons. Bases 20 to 1270 code for a protein of 416 amino acids. The record is from RefSeq and is a predicted model, not a curated record. Gene Ontology annotation, biological process: lipid metabolic process.
GCAUUUGUUAUUCCGCACUAUGGCAAUGCUUGCAAGAGAGAUGGAAAAACCAAUUACCGUUCUCAGUAUUGAUGGAGGAGGCGUUAGAGGCAUCAUCCCUGGGGUUUGUCUUGAUUUUCUUGAAUCUGAACUUCAGAAACUGGAAAAAGACCCUAAUGCCAGGCUUGCGGACUACUUUGAUGUCAUCUCAGGGACUAGCACUGGUGGUCUUAUUGCGGCAAUGAUAUCAGCACCCGGUGACGACAAACGGCCUUUAUAUGCUGCCGAAAAGAUUGUGCCUUUCUACAAAGAGAACUGCCCAAAAAUUUUCCCAAACUCAGGCAACUGGUUCGGACCAAACAAAACCUUUGCCGGGGAAAUAGAACUAAAAAUUUCAGAAACUUGUGAAGACGAUGGUCAGACGUCAGUCACAGAAGCAUAUGAGGCAAAAUUUGAGGAAAUUCGAGGUAUGAAAAAACCAUACCAUGAUGGUAAAUACCUUCAAAAAUUGGCAAAAGAUAUUCUUGGGGAGAAAAGGCUGCAUGAUACCCUGACGAAUGUCGUCAUUCCUGCAUUUGACAUCAAGAAGUUCUCGCCUGUUGUCUUUUCCUCCUACCAGGUGGAUAAUGGGAAUAAAGUUUUGGAUGCUCUUCUUUCAGAUAUUUCUAUUAGCACCUCGGCUGCACCAGUUUACCUUCCUGCUUAUAAGUUCAACAACGAAGGCGUAGAAUUCAAUAUGAUUGAUGGUGGGGUUGCCGCUAAUAAUCCGACUGUAGCUGCUAUUACCGAAGCAGUGAAAGGAAGGUCGAAAGAGAUGGACGUCAAUUCAUUUCGUCUUGUUGUACUCUCAUUGGGAACAUGUCAACACAAGACCGAGAGAUACAAUGUUGAAAUGGUUAAUAACUGGCAGGAUUUUACCUGGUUGAUUCGCCUGAAAUGGAAAGGGUGGAAAUUGCCGGAAGUGGAUCAUCCUUUACCUGAUAUCCUCUCUGAAGCAAACUCCGAUAUGAUUGAUUACUAUUGCACAAUGUUUUUUGAAUCGUUCCGUAGUGCUGAAAAUUUCCUUCGUGUCCAGGACGACAAAUUGCCGGAAGACCUUGCUGCCAUGGAUAAUGGUUCCCCUGCGAACUUGGAAAAAUUGGAGAAGUAUGCCAAAGACUUGUUGAACAAGCCUGUUACAUACUUCAAUCCUGUUACCUUCGAACGUUCUGAGGUUGAUACCGCUGAAACCUAUGCAGAAGCACUCAAAAUGUUUGCACAGAAGCUUUAUGAUAUAAAGCACGGUAACUGAGGCCGAACUGCCGAAGCCAUAACAAAGCAUGAUAGAUAUUUCUCUUUCGGUGGGGAUACACCAAUAAGCUGAUAGGGCUACUAUUAUAUGUUGGAUUUCAAUGGAAGCCCCAGAGCAUGUAAUAAAGUACGGUCAUAUAUAUAUGUACACCUGUGUGUAUGAUAGAUAUUUCUCUUUCGAUGGAGGUACACCAAUAAGCUGAUGAGGCUACCAUUGUACGUUGGAUUUAAAUGGAAGCCCCAGAGCAUGUAAU